Molecule: messenger RNA, 1104 nt
Organism: Egretta garzetta (little egret)
Lineage: Eukaryota; Metazoa; Chordata; Aves; Pelecaniformes; Ardeidae
Exons: 12
Coding region: 1-1104 (367 amino acids)
Source: RefSeq, a predicted model, not a curated record
AUGCGCGCUCAGAUGCCGCUCCUGGGGAGAAAAAUUUCCAUGUUUCCUGCGCUUGAUUCGGUUUACUUCACCGGCUUUGCAGAGACCGACAAGACCUUUGUGAUUGCUCGCCUUGCCAGACGUCCUAACGGGAUCUGUGAGAUGUGGCUCUUCCUCAGGGUGGACGGAAUAGGAGAGUUUGAACACCCGCAACAUCCAAACAUGAUUGUGAGUGAUGAAUCUGAAGGGAUUUGGAGCGGAGGAGGGCUCACUAUUGAAUACAUAGAGCCCCAAAACCGCUGGAAAAUAAGCUUCAAUGGAUUACUCAGAAAAGGACCCUACCGGCAGGAGUGGAGCGAAGAGAAAGGUGAACUUGUACCAGUUAAAUUCUCUUUCCAUUGGGAGAACUUCACAGAAGUCUUUGACUUUAGUACCGACAGUCAUCCUAACGCGUUUGCAAAUGCUUUUGCCCAGGAACCAUGGACCAUUGAGUUCUUCCAGAGGGUCAAAAAGCAAAGGGAACAACAUUCCCGACAUGAGCAGUGGGGCCAGUCUGUUGGAGAAAUUGAAAUAGAAAAUCAUGAAAAAACAGAACUUUCCCUCAAAGGUGUUCGGAGCCACUCUUACGGUAUCAGGAACUGGUCUGAGAUUUACCGGUACGUCAUGAUUUUGGCACGCUUUGAGGAGGGAACUGCGGCACAUUUAACGGUUAUUAAUAUGCCAGCUAUCACAACUAACCUCGCUGUAGGUUAUGUCUUUUUCCCGGAUGGGAGGAAGGCUGGCAUUGAGUGGUCCAAUGCCUCGCUGACUAAGAUGGCUGAUGAUGGUGUUAUCAAGGAUGAAUACAGAGUCAGUUUUACUGCCGGUGGCAAGCACUUUGAUGUUUCUGCAACGCUGGAUGAGCAGGCUUGCCCCGUGGUGUAUAACGGCCUGACUGGAAGCGGCGUUUUCCAUGAGUGCAUUGCAGAUUUCCAACUGAACGGGUCAACACAAGGCUGGGGCUUGGUUGAAUUCUAUUACAGGGAUGAAGCCUCCCAGCUGGUUCCGAAUUUGCGGCUUGGUUCAGAAGCCGAAGGACCCAACCUUUCCUCCUGGUACCCAUCGAUUGACAGCUCUCCCCCAUGA